UCUAACUUCCCGCCCCUUUCCCCAGUCCCUGAUGCGUGUCUCUGUGAUUUUAAGAAUCAUUCGUUGUCACUGCUCAAAUUGGUCCAGCGGCCAUGCCUUCAGGCCGGCUCCUGAGCCCCUCUGACACAGCCCCAUCCUUCUCGAACACCCCCUUCCUCGCUGGCACACCAAGACGUUCCAGGCGCAUCUUGUGUGCUUCCUGCCCCACUCCUGGAAUCAGCCAUGUCUCCCAGGGGCCCUGGAUCCUUUUUUGGGGGGGUUGGGGUGGGGAGCUAAUGUUUAGAAGCCAAGAUAUGGGAGCCGCAUGUGCUGGUUGCUGCCGGGCUGUCUCAGUGGACAGAGUUACAAAAUAGAUUUACAUUUGAAUCUCCAGUCCACACUGAUACCUUCUAUCUAGUCUCUCCCUGUGGGGUUCUUGGGUGCAUUUUCCAUAUUUAUAUCUUUCUCCCCCAGGGAAGCCCUGACUCCUAAUAGUAUCAAUACACAUGUUACUUUGUUCAGUCUCAUAAUACAUGACAGUUUCAGAACCUCUACACCCAAACCACUUCUGGGAACAUACCCGCUGAACAAAGUUCACCGUUUUUGUGCCAUUUCUUUUAUCAUUGGAGCGUGUGUUGUGUCCAGACCUUGAUUGGGCUGGGUCUUAUCCAUUUCUGUGUGGUUGUUUUUCAUUUGAAACAUGAUUAGGUUCAUUUCUUUUCUGUUUAUAUUCCUGUGAAAGCUUUUUUCCUCCAUCCUUGUGGAUUUAAUUCUAUUGUUCAGUAUAAAAAACAUUGACACAGUUUAAAAACUGUAGAAAGAGGAAUACUCAGAGGGUGUCAUUCCCUCCUGCAUUCACUUUCAAUCCCACCCACACCCUGUAGAGAACCAAUUUCACUGGUUCCUGGUUUAUCUUUUUCACUGGUCGCUGUGUUUCUUUUGCAAAAGCAAGCAGGUAUGUGUAUCUUUUAUUCACACAGUACUAAUCGCCCCCUUCUUUAUUACACAGCACGUAGCAGACUACAUACACUCUUGUACCUCCUCCCAGCCCACUUAACAAUAUAACCUGGCAAUCACUCCAUUCCAUUCACAGAGAGCGACCUCACGCCUGUUUGUGGCUGCAUAGUACUCCAUCCUGGGCUGCAGCAUAUCCCAGUAGCUUCUCUCCUGUGUGCAGACCUUUGGGUUGCUUCUAAUAUUCUACAUUUACAAACAACAAUGGGUACCCUUCUGUAUGCACAGUUGCCUAUUUAGGGAGGAUUUCUAGAGGGGGAAUUGCCCCUUCUGCAGCAUGGGGGAUAAUCAUAAGAUUGGAUAGGGUGUGGUGUGGUGUACACACGGCCUUUCACCAGGUGCAGGGAAUUCACGGUGGAAGGUCACUGUUGGACAGCUUGGCCUGGUUGGUCAAACUGCUCUCGUAUAGUGUUUUACUUUAGUGUGAAAUUUUCUCUCUGAGUCUGGGGUCAGGGGCUCAGCUGGAAUCAGAGGCUAGUAGGGAUUGGGGCUCCAAUAGAGCUGGGGGCUCAGCUCGGGAGCAGGGCUCAGUUGGACCACAGGGCAGGGCUGUGCCUCUGCCCUCAGCCUCCCUGGGAGGGCUCAACUCCACAUAUAUCGCCGCUGCGCCCUCUCCUCAGCCUGGUGCCCUCUCCUUGGUCCUCAACAAUCCCAGGGUAAGUCAGCCUGAGCCAGGUCAGGACAGAUGUGAGGGGAGCAGCCCUGAGUGGGGGUCCCAGCAGCGAUGUCCCCAGCAGGGCUGGCUCAGGGGCAGGACAGGAACGGCAAGCCCAGGGCAGACCCCCGCGUGUCCCCAGGGGGCUGUUCACCUCCGCUAUGUGUCCUCCCAGGUGACUGGGGAGAGGUGGCACUGCCUCUCUAGGCCUUAGCUUCCCCCUUGUGGAUGAGUAUACUGCAGGCCAGGCCUAGCCCUGUCUUGGGGAUAAAAUGGGGUGCACCCAUGCCUUUGGUGAGGUAGCCGGGAGCACUCGUGUGUGCAUCCCUGGACGCACCCUGAUUAAGCACCUACUGUGCGCUGGGCAGGCUUGGUGUGGCAGGGGAGAAAGCAGUGGAACAGCGGGCCCUGGAGGGGCUGCUUGUGGGGGUGGGGCUCACCCGGCCCUGGGGGGCCCUUUUCCCUUCCCCCUGCUCCCCCACCCCUGGCUUUUGAGGCCAGGAAGGGGGCUUCCCGCAGCGCCUCCCUGAGGGGUGGGAACCUACCGUUGGGCUGUCCUCCGGGCCUUGGCCUCGCCCCCGUCCUGGGGGUACCUUGAACAUAACAGGAAAUUUCAAACAACAGGAAACCAAGACUGGGCAAGGCAGGCGGCUCCACCCUGCCCCGGGUGCGCCACCCCGGGCGUCAGUCUGCCCCGGGGGACCGCCAUGAACACCACCGGGGCCCCCGCGGAGGCCCCCGAGUCCUGCCAGCAGCUGGCGGCCAGCGGGCACAGCCGGCUCAUCGUGCUGCACUAUAACCACUCGGGCCGGCUGGCGGGGCGGGGCGGGCCCGAGGAGGGCGGCCUGGGGGUCCUGCGGGCGCUCUUCGUGGCCGUGAGCUGCCUGGUGGUGCUGGAGAACCUCCUGGUGCUGGUGGCCAUCGUGACCCGAAUGCGGUCCCGCCGCUGGGUCUACUACUGCCUGGUCAACAUCACGCUCAGCGACCUGCUCACCGGCGUGGCCUACCUGGCCAACGUCCUCAUGUCGGGGCCCCGCACCUUCCGCCUGGCGCCCACGCAGUGGUUCCUGCGGGAGGGCCUGCUCUUCAUGGCGCUGGCCGCCUCCACCUUCAGCCUGCUCUUCACCGCCGGCGAGCGCUUCGCCACCAUGGUGCGGCCGGUGGCCGAGAGCGGGGCCACCAAGCGGGGCCGCGUCUACAGCUUCAUCGGGCUCUGCUGGCUGCUGGCCACGCUGCUGGGCCUGCUGCCCCUGCUGGGCUGGAACUGCGUGUGCGCCUUCCAGCGGUGCUCCAGCCUGCUCCCGCUCUACUCCAAGGCCUACAUCCUCUUCUGCGUGGUGGUCUUCGGUGGCAUCCUGGCCACCAUUAUGGCGCUCUACGGGGCCAUCUUCCGGGUGGUGCGAGCCGACGGGCAGAAGGCCCUGCGCCCCCCGGCCCGCCGCAAGGCCCGCCGGCUGCUCAGGACGGUGCUCAUGAUCCUGCUGGCCUUCGCGGUGUGCUGGGGCCCGCUCUUUGGCCUGCUGCUGGCUGACGUCUUCGGCACCAACGACUGGGCCCAGGAGUACCUGCGGGGCAUGGACUGGAUCCUGGCGCUGGCCGUGCUCAACUCUGCCGUCAACCCGCUCAUCUACUCCUUCCGCAGCCGGGAGGUGUGCCAGGCUGUGCUGGGCUUCCUCUGCUGCGGGUGUCUCAGGCUGGGCCUGCGAGGGCCUGGGGACUGCUUGGUCCGGGCCGCCGAGGCCCACUCUGGGGCCUCCGCCACCGACAGCUCGCUGAGGCCAAGGGAUAGUUUUCGGGGUUCCCGGUCACUCAGCUUCCGGAUGCGAGAACCUCUGUCCAGCAUCUCCAGCGUUCGGAGCGUCUGAGGCACCCCUGGGGCCCCGGGUCCGGCUGCCACUGUGCGGGGCCUCCCCUGGGCCUCGGCGGGGGCCUGGGGAGUGUGCAGGGAUGCUACAGAGCACGAAUGGGGAGGGGGGAACAGGGCGGCUGGCCUCCCAAAGCCUGGAGGUCCUCCCUGCUGACCCCAAGCAGGUUUCCCAUGGGCCCCCUGGAGAAGGAGGGGCCUGCUCAUCUGGAUGGGGCGCCCUGGAGCAGGCAGGAAUGGGUUUGCUGUGCACACCCGCAGUUCCUGCAUGACCCUGGGGAAAGCCCAGCCCCUCUCCGGGCCUCAGUGGGGCUCCCAGGCUGUAUGCGAGGGGCAGCCUGUGGGGUCGAUGCCCUGGCAACAUGGAAGUUCAGUGAUGAUA
This is a messenger RNA of Manis javanica (Malayan pangolin), 3894 nucleotides long. It is a transcript of the gene S1PR4, whose product is annotated as sphingosine-1-phosphate receptor 4. Gene Ontology annotation, molecular function: sphingosine-1-phosphate receptor activity. NCBI's taxonomy places the organism in Eukaryota, Metazoa, Chordata, Mammalia, Pholidota, Manidae. Gene Ontology annotation, cellular component: membrane. The record is from RefSeq and is a predicted model, not a curated record. Gene Ontology annotation, biological process: G protein-coupled receptor signaling pathway.